AUGGAAUCUACCAGGGUCUAGUGCGUCGACUUCAACAAGAACAUCUGUGAAUUUUAUAAGAAUCAUGGAGUCCCACAGGCUGAGACAUAACGCCUUUCUCUUGGUAGUCAGUCUGUCUUUGAGCAUCACCUGUAUGAGUGUUUGUAUGGUAUCUGCUGAUGAGUGGCUUGGCAAUCUGUCAGACUAUGAGUUGGCCAGCUUUGACAAUCCGGACAUUUUGGGUGAAAAUGAAAGACGUGCAUCAAAGUUAAACCAUUUCACCUUGAGUGAUCAUGGUGAUGUCUAUGUUGGAGCUGUCAAUUGGUUGUACAGGUUGAACGGUAGUUUGGAAGAGUUACAGAAUGUUUCAACCUGUGAUGACAGCAGGCCAGAUAGUGUGAUGCCCUGUCACCUUACAAACAACUACAACAAGAUACUGGUAGUUGACAGUACUCGGCCAAACAGUCUGAUAACCUGUGGUGGUGUGUAUGAGGGUAUCUGUCAGUCACGACAGUUACAGGAUAUAAAUAAUGUAAUAAAAGAAUCAGUUCCUUACAUUGCAGGGUUUGGGGAUGCAUCUACCGUUGGUUUGAUUGCUCCAGAAAGUGGUGGGGCGGAAAUGUUUUAUGUGGGUGUUACAUAUACUGGUAAAAAUCUUGAUGGCACAGGAAACGUUCUGCCAAUCGCAAGAAGGAGCCUGAAACUAAUACCACAAAUGGAUACCUUCUUAUCAGCAGCACUACCUGACAAUGGCAUGGUUUUUAAUACGUUUGCCAAGAUGAGACAAUUUCUCAUCAAGUACGUUUUAGCAUUUGGCUAUAGGGGAUUCACAUACUUUGUUGCCUCCCAGAAAGAGGACUUGAAUUCUGCUCGGUUUGUUUCAAAGAUAAGCAGAGUCUGUCAGGAUGGUCCCGGUCCCAACUUGAACCUAGACGCUUACACCGAAGUUACCCUACAGUGCAGUGGAUCAGGUAGCAGUGUGUACAGCUUGGUGCAAGCAGCUCACUUUGGACCAGCAGGACCUGAUCUAGCGGCAUCAUUGGGUCUCCAUGCAGACGAGCAGGUGCUGUAUGCUGUGUUUGCCAAGAACCAAGGAGCUCCGGGUACCAGUGAUGUACCAAUCGAUAACUCAGCAUUGUGUGUGUACAGGAUGACGGAUAUCUUGGCUGCCUUCACAGAAGCAGUGCGGGGAUGUAUUCAGGAUGGAAAUACCUACGCUAUUGAAUAUUUGGAGAAUGCUGUCUGUAGUAACUUUGGGAUUCCCAUCUUAGACCGAUACUUUUGCAUCCCUACAACGAGUGAUAAUAACACACCACUGUUCAAGUAUGCCAAGGGCAUCGAUCCUGUGCCCUCUACAGCUGUGCUGGAACUUCCAGGGAAUCUGAUGUCUUCAAUCAUCAUCAGCAUUGAAGUCAAUCACACUGUGGCUUUCAUUGGGACAUCAAGUGGGAAUCUACUUAAGGUUCACAUUGAAAGUAGUACUGCUGCCAGAUUGUAUGAGAGAGUGCCUCUAGACACCAGUCCAGUACUGACAGAUAUCAAGAUCAAUGAGACAAAUAAAUUGAUGCAUGUACUCACUGAACAAAAGUUGAUCAAGAUGCGUGCUGAGAAUUGUGGUCAGUACACAACCUGUGAGACGUGUAUUGGGACUGAUGCAGGGAAUGAUGGAGACCCAUACUGUGGAUGGUGCACUCUGAAUCGAACAUGCACAAGAUACGCUGAUUGUCCUUCACCUGAUGUGUCUACUCGGUGGUUGGCCUACAAUGCUGCCCAGUGCAUCAAUAUUACCGAUGUAGCUCCUUAUGACAACCUGCCGAUUACCGUCACAGAGCAACAGAUAACCCUGACUGUACAGCAGUUACCUGAUCUAGGAACUGGCCAGAGUUAUGAGUGUUACUUUGGGUCGUUUGAAUCACCAGCUACGAAGAAUGGUGAAGUGCUUGAGUGUACGUCACCUCCGAGUGAUGCCAUACCAGCCAUAUCUCAAGAUGAUGAUGCUGUCUUAGUUAAUCUGGCUGUCUAUUCAUCAGAAACAAUGGUCGGCUUCAUUGAUACCAGCUUUCACUUCUAUGACUGCUCAAAGCAUACCUCUUGUGUGUCCUGUGUUGGUAGUCGCUGGGCCUGCGAUUGGUGCGUGUUUGACAACAGAUGUACUCAUGAAAGCUCCACAUGCGCAAGAGCCAAUGAAAUCAUCAUCUCUGGAGAUAAUAAUCCAACUGCUGCUAUGCCGAAGGGGCCCGGUUUUUGCCCACAGCUUCAAGCUCAAAGUGGUGAAGUUCUUCUGCCCAACGGAAUCCAAAAGACUAUUGCAAUCAUGACAGAUAAUCUGCCACAUGCAUCUGAGAUUUCUAGGUACGGUUGCAGUGUAGACAUUGAGGGAACACCUCAGACCGUAGCGGCACAACGCAAUGGAGAUAACAUCACAUGUACCGAGAGGAGUUACAUGUACGUUGAUAAUGAUGAUCCAGAGCUUGAAGUGCGAGUGACUUUAACAUGGACCGAUGAAAGUGAUGUUGUGCACAUCCUAGAUGACACACAUGGAUUUAAUGUGACGCUUUACAAGUGUGAAGUCCAGAAGCCAGACUGCAGUCGAUGCGUUACUGCCCGCCCUGCGCUUGAGUGUGUCUGGUGUGGUGCCAUGCCAUCUGAGUCUGGUGUUUGCAAACUGAACGAAGUCUGCAGAGAAAUCAUGGUUACUUUGGACAAUGGAGUGAACUGCCCUGAUCCAGUUCUUAGCGAGAUGUUUCCCUUGACUGGACCAACUGAAGGCAACACAGUCAUAGAUGUGAUGGGAACUGACAUCGGUCGGAGAUUCGAGGAUGUUGUGUCAGUGAUGGUUGGCAAUCAACCAUGUGAUCUAGCUGGAUUGGACUCAGACUAUAAAAUUGGAGCAAGUGUCAGCUGCAGAACACGACCAGAGGUUAAAGGAGUUGAGUUGGUUACAUUGACAGUCACAGGUGCAGAUGGUACAAUGCAGCACAGCUCAGGAACAGUCAACUUUAACUUUAAGGAUCCAGCUAUUACAUCUUUCCAACCCCGCCUUGGCCCAGAAGCUGGUGGAACUGCAGUGAGUGUGAAUGGUACAGCCCUCAACACAGGACGGGAUAUCGAAGCAUUCAUUGGUGACAAACCUUGCAAUAUAACGGGCAAACCAGUUGAAUCUAUGUUAGAGUGCACGACCACUGCUGGCCAAGUUGGAUAUAAAGGUGUUGUGAAAGUCUCCUUUGAUGGGGCCACGAGAACCUCAUCAGAUAUGUACACCUACACUGAAAAUCCUACCAUCACCAAGGUGUCUCCUCUGAAAAGCAUCAUUUCGGGUGGCCGAACACUGACUGUCAUCGGGACAUUCUUGAACACCUGCCAGAAUCGUCAGAUUUUGGUCGGAGACAGAAGCAAGACAUAUACAGAGGAAUGCGAAGGCGAAUCUGCAACAGAAAUGCGUUGCAAAUCUCCCAACAUAACAGCCCUGGACAUGCUUGAAGAAGGCAACGAGAACGCGACCUUUGGCUUCAUCAUGGACGGGGUCACCCAGCUAUUGACAUGGUCUGAGGACAACGACGUCGACUUGGAGUAUUUGGAAGAUCCAGUGUAUUACAUGUUUGAGAAUGGGUUGCAAGACAAAGAAGGAGAAACACUAACAAUAAUGGGCGAACGGAUCAACAGUGCAAUCACAGAGGAAGAAAUCCUAGUCAGGAUAGGAAGUGACGUAUGUACAGUCAGCUUGAUUAGUGAAACAUCCUUAGUGUGUAGGUUGCCAACAGGGGAUCCAGGGCCUGGGGACUUCAUGGGUGAAGACACAAGCAAAGGUCUACCUGUGGUCUGGGUCGUGCACAGCAACCUUAAAGUUCGCAUCGGUUACAUUCGGUACCCGCCUGAUGUGCCCCCAUACAUCAUCAUUGUCUCGUCAGUCUGUGGAGCUAUCCUGGUGUGUAUUCUCUUUGUAGUGAUAUGUUUUGGAGCUCAGGUGUAUGGAGCUAAACGAGAGGCCAGACUGAUCCUGGAAGACAUGAGAGCUAUGGAGGCAGAUCUGGCUGAUGAGGUCAGGCAAGCCUUUGCCGAGCUUCAGACCGACAUGACCGAUCUGACCAGUGACCUGGAAGGGAUCGGCAUGCCGUUUGUCAGUCAUCGCGAGUAUGCCACCAACAUGCUGUUCAUUGGCCAGGAAAUCACACCAGAUACCGAGGAUGAAGAGUACCCCAAUGAGCAAGUGGAGAGGGCCAUGGUCAAGUUCUCUCAGCUGCUUAGCAACAAGAACUUCCUCCUGCUCUUCAUCCAGACACUGGAUGCAGAGAGUAAUGCCAAGCUGUCCAUCCGAGAAAAGCAAUCCAUUGCAUCUCUGCUGACCGUUGUGAUGAUUCUUGAGAAUAAACUGGUCUACUUGACCGAUGUGAUGAUAACACUGAUGACCCAGUUGAUUGAGGAUGCAGCUGAUUCUGAUCGCACCCGUCAGCUGUUCUGUCGAACGGAGACUAUCCUAGAGAAGGUGAUGUCAAACUGGGUUGCUCUUUGCCUGUAUGACCAGUUGAAGACUCACACAGCCUAUCCCCUGUUUGUGAUGUACCGAGCCAUCAAGUAUCGCAGUGAGAAUGGUCCCAUUGACGUCAUCACUGGUCGCUCCCGCUUCUCCUUGAACUACGACAAACUUCUCCAAGAGGAUGUGGAAUUCAGUGCUCUUACUCUGGUGGUUCUUAUCAAUGAAGAAGGGGAUAUCAUCAAAGAAGUCAAGGUGCUUGACGUGGACACCAUCUCCCAAGUGAAGGAGAAGAUCUUAGAUGCCAUCCAUGGCAACCAUCCCUACUCCGAGCGGCCCAGUGCCAACCAAGUCAGUCUUGAGUGGCGUCAUGGAAGAAGCGGUAAACUUGUCUUGACUGACACAGACAUGAGGCCAUUGACAGACAAGUGGCGUAGAAUCAACAUGCUCAAAGACUUUCAUGUUGGAGACAAUGCUCAAGUGACCUUGGUAGAGAAACAGGAUGUCCCAAAUGCCGCUCUCUCAGGAACAAUCCUCAAGGUGCAGGGCUCGGCUUCUUAUGUGAACAUCGGCUUUGAUGAUGAGAAGAUCAAGCGCAGGAUGAGUACCAAGCGACGAUACACCAUUGCUGAAGUCGAGGCUCAAGAAGGAAUCAGAGACUGGCAUCUUACCCAGGAGGAGGAGUGGCCUACAGAUGAGGACGGACAUAGACGGAGAAAACGAGGAGGUUGCAUCUCACUGGAUGCUGUCACCUUCAGGAAUAAGAUUACUCGUCACAGGAUCAGAGAGAUCUCCUUCCCUAGACUUCUCUCCACAAAGGGCAUCGUGCAGGAAUAUGUGGAUAACAUGUUCCAGGCGAUACUGUCAGCGAAGAGCGCACCCAAGGCCAUCAAGUACCUGUUUGAUUUCUUUGACAGUCAAGCCUACCGACAUGAAUUGUCCACCGCGGAUCCUGACCUGGUCCACAUCUGGAAGAGUAACAUUCUGCCACUGCGUUUCUGGGCAAACGCCAUCAAGCACCCAGACUACAUCUUUGACAUCCGCCCAUCUCGCACCGUGGAGGCCAGCCUGGAUGUCAUCGCACAGUUGUUCCAUGAUGCACACGACACCAAGACACACAAACUUGGCAGGGAGACAUCUAUCAACAAGCUACUGUAUGGCAGAGAGAAGACAAAGUUCCACAAUGAAAUCGUCUCCUUCUACGAAGAAGUUGAGCAGCUGCCCCCAGUCCCGACUCAAGAACUGAACAAGGAGCUGUACAAAGCAUGCGAGAACUUCACUGGUUUGUUCAGUAAGCUGAGUACUCUGGAUCAACUCUGGAAAAUUGUGCGACGGUUCAAGCAGAAGCUCCUGGAUGAAAUCGAAAACAAUGAGCGAUGCAAGGACGAGAAUCUGGAUGGAUUGUUGGAGGAGAUUGACAACAUUCUGUCUGAGGAACCUGAUGUUGCUGAAGAAUGUGUGUAAGAUGCUGACAGUCGGCGACAGAUUAAAUAAUGAAUGGCAGCAAAUACUUGAACAUAAGUACACUAUACAAGACAGCCGUAAAUAAUUCAAACAAAUUAAGCGAUUCAUUUCAUAACAGAUUUGACGUGUCAAACGAUUUACAGGUUGUUUUUUUUUACCCCAAAGCACAAGUUUAUAAUUUUGCAGGUGAUCAUCUUAUGUCCAACAAAUGAUUGUGCCAGCGAUCUGACUGCAGUAAUGAUAUUCUUUAAGAAAUUGAUAAGAUGUCUUGAUAAAAAUAUAUUUUUUUUGUACGCAGAUAUGUUCAAAUGAAGUUAUGUUGAUUUACGUAAAGUUGCCACAAGUUCUUGUUUAAUGCUGGUAUAUUAUGGAUGCUUGCCUUGGUGUUUGAAAUGUGGAUAUUUGCUAAAUUGUAAAGCCAUUAGAUUAAUAGUUUGUUAUAACAGGUUGCAGGAAGGUCUUUAUCUAUACAUAAUUAUAUACAAAGUGCAUUGACCUUUGAAGGGUCGAUGAAGUGAAUUGUUCUGAGGAACAUAUUUUGUGCAACUUCCUACUUCUAAAAUGUAUAAAAAGUAUUUGGCAUUCUUUUUUGGUGAAUUCUAUUGAAAAGUUUACUUCUAUAUACAUUUAAAAUGGGUUUCCAAAAUGUGAACCGAAAUAUUUGCUUUUAAAAAAUAUUUGCGAAAACAAUUUACUCAGUGGCUUACUGCCAUGUACUGGCACAACAACCAAUCACCAAGGAAACGAAAAUCUACGACAGCGAGAUAUCAAAAAUUCUGGCAAAUAGUUCUGAAAGUAUAACAUUGAGAUUUCUGCCUGAAAUGACAUUACACUUUUGCUCAUGAAUAUGGACAUUUUCAUAAUCAUAACAAUCCAAAAGGCACCAAAAUGACCUUGAAAAUGGGAAAACAAAAAAUCGAAAAUGGGGUUAAAGGGACACAAAAGUAAAUUUCAAAGGAUUGUAUAAAAGAAAGUUACAUUGCAUGGGCCCUUUAACCUUGUGUUUUUUUUUUCAAACGAAUUCCCUCAUUUUUUUACUGUCGGCUUGUUGUAAACAAGACGUAUAGUAGUUAAUAUAUUUGGAUAUGUAUAGAAUACUGAACCCUCCAAAAGAGAUUUUACAAACAAGAAUCUUAUGAGGGUCUCCAACAUUUUGUUCAAUGUGAUCAAAUGUACAACUUAGUUUUUCAUAGUUUUUUUUUCAGAACCUUUGGAAAACGUGUAUGUGAAAUGUUUGUGCAACUCAUGCAGUGGUGAAGUGGCCUUAAAUUAAGCAAUUUGUAAAAAUAUUUUGUGAUUAAUAUAUUGGCAGGUGUGAAUAUGGAACUUAGAUUAUAUUUGUUAACAAGUAUGUGCUUAUUCGGAAAACGCUGUCAUAUUUAGAAUAUGAUCAAGUAAUUCGAUAUUUGGCAUCUGAAAUGAAAAGUAUAUUGCAAUAGAAAAAUGGCUGUAUCCAAGAUUACCAGAGUUGGUUUACAAAAUAUUCUACUUUAACCACCUAUUUUUCUAAAUACAAUUUUUAUUAUACCUACAUAUGCUUUAUUUUUUAUACACAGAAGAUUUGUAUCGUCAGAUAAUUAUGGUACUUAAAAGGAAUUUCUAUUGAAGCAUUUGCACGUCGUUUAUAACAAAACAGUGAUUGAUGAUUUUACUGUAAUUGAUGAUAUAAGCGUAACUGAUGGUAAUUGCAUUAUUGGUUAUAAGGGUAAUUAAACGAAACUUCCUAUUUGACUAAGAAUGCGACUUUCUUUAUGCGCUGAUAGAAUACCACGUGCUUUCUAAACACGAUAAGAAAUGAGGGAUUACCAGGAGUAAACACAUACACAAAGAAAUGCCGCUUUUUAGUACUAUACAGUGAUUAUUGUAGCCUUUAGUUACUUUGACUCCGUUAAUGUACACGUACAAAAUGCAUAUUUGACAUGUACACGACGCAUGCUUUUUAUUUACAAUUCGUCGAGUGAAAGUGGAAAUGCAAUAAAGA
Molecule: messenger RNA, 7895 nt
Organism: Patiria miniata (bat star)
Lineage: Eukaryota; Metazoa; Echinodermata; Asteroidea; Valvatida; Asterinidae
Product: plexin-B-like
Exons: 37
Coding region: 65-5914 (1949 amino acids)
Biological process (GO): negative regulation of cell adhesion; regulation of cell migration; regulation of cell shape
Cellular component (GO): semaphorin receptor complex
Molecular function (GO): semaphorin receptor activity; protein binding
Source: RefSeq, a predicted model, not a curated record